Ostreobium quekettii is the source of this 813-nucleotide messenger RNA. Lineage: Eukaryota; Viridiplantae; Chlorophyta; Ulvophyceae; Bryopsidales; Ostreobiaceae. The record is from the annotation of a GenBank genome assembly.
AUGGCGCGCAAUGAGGAGAAGGCGCAGUCGAUGCUCAACCGCUUCCUGGCGGGCAAGAAGGAGGAGAGCAGGGGCCCGCGGCAGAAGCGGCCGUACCUGGCGUCAGAGUGCCUCGACUUAAACGAGGCGGACAGGUGGCGGCAGCAGAUACUGAGGGAGAUCGGGCGCAAGGUGACGGAGAUACAGAACGCCGGACUGGGGGAGCACCGGAUUCGAGAUUUGAAUGAUGAGAUCAACAAACUCAUCCGUGAAAAAGGCCACUGGGAGCGCCGCAUAGUGGAGCUUGGUGGACCCAAUUAUGCCAAAGGUGCACCAAAAAUAACAGAUAGUGAAGGGAGGGAGGUGGCAGAGGGCAAGGGGCCGGGAUAUCGGUACUUUGGGGCAGCAAAAAACCUGCCAGGCGUCAAAGAAUUGUUUGAGAAGGAGCCUCCAAGGAAGGUCCGAAGGACGAGGCACGACAUGUACAGAAGAAUCGAUGCCGACUAUUUUGGCUUCAGGGACGAAGAGGAUGGCGUGUUGGUGAAGGUGGAGGCGAUUGCAGAGAAGGAGAUGCGGCAAAAGGCCAUCGCCGAGUGGGAAGUCCAGGAGGCAAAGAGGCAAGAGGCGAUCGCAGGGAUCAAGACGGUGGCAGAUGCCGCGCCAAGGGACGUGGACACCGCCAGCCAGUUCGUCGCCUACGUCCCCCUGCCCGACGACAAGGAGAUAGAGCGUCGCGUGCUGGACAAGAAGAAGGCGGCGCUGCUGUCCAAGUACGCCAGCGAGCCCUUGUUGAGGGAGCAAGAAGAGGCCAGGGCCCUGUUGCGAAGAAAAUAA